GUUCGAAUGAACUCUACCAGCAUUCCGCAUCAUGUUCUUCUCACGUUCUUCUUUGCUGACGGCUCUGCCGGCUCUUUUAUGCUCAUCGGCAUUAGCCCAGAAUGCGACAACGACAUAUUCGCAAUCCAAUGUGCCGACUGGAACACCUCUUCCAGGAAAUUAUGGAGGCCCGCUUCGUCCGCAAGUGCACUUCAGUCCACCCCAAGGCUUCAUGAAUGAUCCCAAUGGAAUGUUUGUGGAUGCAGACGGCCUCUACCAUCUCUACUAUCAGUACAAUCCAACUGCAAACAGAGCAGGUAAUCAACAUUGGGGCCACGCAACCAGUGAGGACCUGUUUACCUGGACCAAUCAGCAAAUCGCGCUGUUUCCUGGAGGCCCUGAGGAGGGUAUCUUCAGUGGUUCAAUAGUCAUCGACGGCAACAACACAUCAGGAUUCUUUCCGAACCAGACGAAUGGCGUUGUAGCAAUAUACACUCUGAACACCCCCGAGUCACAGACACAAGACAUUGCUUACUCAUUUGACGGUGGCUAUACCUUCACCAAGUAUGAGAACAAUCCCGUGAUCGACCGUAAUACCAAUCAAUUCCGAGAUCCUAAGGUCUUCUGGUAUGAGGAAACCUCUCGCUGGGUCAUGGUCGUUGCUUACCCCGUCGACUUUGAGGUUGGCAUCUUCACGAGUGAAAACCUGAUCGACUGGCAGCCAGAGAGCAACUUCUCACACUACGGCGUCACAGGUCUCCUGUACGAAUGCCCUAAUCUCGUACCUCUUCCCAUUGAAAACUCCACCCUCACAAAUGACACGCAAGCAUGGGCCCUGCUUGUUUCCAUCAACCCAGGCGCACCAUUGGGAGGCUCAAUAACCCAAUACUUCCUCGGCUCCUUCAACGGCACCCACUUUGACCCGCUGGACUCACGAACCCGCUUCACCGACUUCGCAAAAGACAACUACGCCGGCCAAUUCUUCGACAACAUCCCCUUCGGCACGCGCCAAGUCAGCAUGUCAUGGGCGUCCAACUGGCAAUACACCAACGUGGUCCCGACCGACCGUGAGGGGUUCCGCAGCGCAAUGAGCGUCGCGCGCGAACACUGGAUCCAAGACCGACCGCGCGUCGGCCUCAGCCUCAUGAGCUACCCGGCCAACAUCUCCGCCGCGUUCGACUCGGAACUCGCGUCGAACUCGAGCCUCGGGAACGGCACGCUGAAUGUCGAUUUCGGGCAGUUGGAGAGCAGGGCGUUGUACUGGGAAGCUAACAUCACGGGCCUGGGCGACUCGACGUCCCUGCAGGGAACACUCAAUUUCACGUUCUCGUCCUCGUCAACGGGUGAGUAUGUCUCGGGAGGCACGUUCAUUUCGUCUGGAGAUGUAUGGGUUGAUCGUGGUCAUUCGUCCGCGUGGUCGAAUCCGUUUUUCACGGAUAAGUUUUCGACUUCGGGAUUGUAUGACGGCGCAGGCACAUGGAGGCUUUCCGGAAUUGUGGAUCGAAGUAUAUUGGAGGUUUAUCUAAAUGGGGGUGAGGAAGUGGCGACUAGUGUGUUUUUCCCUACCGAGCCGCUCGAUACGGCGGUCUUCAGGGUUGGGGGAAUCAAUGAGAGUGCGUCUGCGAGUGUUGCUGUUUGGGGGUUGAAGGCAGCUUGGUUGGAUCAAGCGAAUGCGAAUGGUACUGUGGUUGGGAAUGUUACACAAAGUGGUAACGGAACCGAAGGCCUGGUGAAGCUGUUCUAGAGGUCCUCCUCAGGCUAGAUUUGACAUAAGUCAGCUAUCAAUAUGAUUCACGUAUGCCAUGUUUG
Aaosphaeria arxii CBS 175.79 is the source of this 1788-nucleotide messenger RNA. Its product is annotated as glycoside hydrolase family 32 protein. Gene Ontology annotation, biological process: sucrose catabolic process. The coding region runs from base 32 to 1723 and encodes 563 amino acids. Gene Ontology annotation, cellular component: fungal-type vacuole. Gene Ontology annotation, molecular function: sucrose alpha-glucosidase activity. NCBI's taxonomy places the organism in Eukaryota, Fungi, Ascomycota, Dothideomycetes, Pleosporales. The record is from RefSeq and is a predicted model, not a curated record. The transcript has a single exon.